AUGGCGGCCUCACCCACGGCGUGCCACACCCCCAAGCCCCCGGCCCGGGCCGGCCGGCCGAGCCGCGGGGGGCCGGGGCGCGCGGGGGGCCGGGGCGUGCGGGUGGCUCGUGACCUCGGCGGCCAGCCCGGUUCAAGUUCGGCCGGGGCCCCGGCCCGGCUCCCGCCCCGCCGCGGAGCCCGCGUGGCACCCGCACCCGCGGCUCGGGGCCGGGGCCGCCGCCAGGCCGCGUCCCAACGGCCCGGACGGCGGCGCCAAAGGCCGCGCGGCCCCCGUUUAAAUCGCCCGCGUUUUGCCCGCGCGCCGAGGCGCCGGCGCGGGGCGGGGCCGGGCCGGGGUCCCCGAGGGGGCUCCCGGGCCCCGCGGGCCGACCCCGCCGCGCCGCCGCCCUCCGCGCCCCCGGCUCCUCCCGAGGCGGCGCGAGGCGGGAAGCGCGACGGCCCCGCCGCCUCCACGCGUCCGCGCCCCGCGUCCCCGCCGCGGCCGGCGGCUGCCUCCGCGCGACGCCCGCGCCGGGCCGGAGCGCCCGCCCGCCCGCCCGGCCCCCGGGGACGCUUCCGGAACCGGUGUCCCCGGGGCCGCGGCCGCCACGGGCGCGAGCUUUGUGCGGAGCCGCCGGCGCCCUCGCCCCGCCGCGUCCCCGGGGUCCGUUACCUGACGCGGCGCCGCCGGGCCGGGCUCCGGGCCGGGCGGACCCGGCGCCCGGUCCCCCUCCCGCCGCCGCCCGGGGCCCGCGAGCUCAGCCCGCAGACGCGCGCACGGGCGCCGCACACGUGCGCCGGAGCCCCCGACACCCGCGGCCCCGCCCGGCCGCCGGCCGAGCGCCGCCAAGUUCGCCCCGGGCCGGCACUCGGGGCGCAACUCCGGGCGCCGCCGCCGCCGCCGCGGGGCCCGCGCGGGAAAGGUCCGCGGCCGCGGGUGCGGGCGUGCGCGGGGCCGCGGCCGGUACCUGCGCCCCCCUCGGCCGGCGCGGCGGGGCCACCUGUCCGCGGCCGCCCAACGCCCCGGGUCUCGAGCCGCCAACGCACCGGCCCGGCGCGGCGUUCCAGCGGCCGCGGGCUCGGCCCUCCGCCCGCCCGCCCGCCCGCCCCGCCGGCCCCCGCCGCCACCCCGGGCUCCCGGCCCGCGGCCCCGCGGCCGAGCCCCGAGCGGGACUUACGGGUCCGGAGCCGGCGCUCAGGGUCCGCACACCAUGCCGGCCCCGCCAAGUUCCGGCGGGCUCGGCGCUGCCCGGCGCGGCGCCCGCCCGCCCGCGCUACGCCGCCGGCGCCCGGUGCGGUGGCGCCAUGUUAG
Perognathus longimembris pacificus (Pacific pocket mouse) is the source of this 1293-nucleotide messenger RNA. Its product is annotated as basic salivary proline-rich protein 4-like. The record is from RefSeq and is a predicted model, not a curated record. NCBI's taxonomy places the organism in Eukaryota, Metazoa, Chordata, Mammalia, Rodentia, Heteromyidae. The transcript is spliced from 3 exons. Bases 1 to 1293 code for a protein of 430 amino acids.